Messenger RNA from Trichobilharzia regenti, 4677 nucleotides. The record is from the annotation of a GenBank genome assembly. NCBI's taxonomy places the organism in Eukaryota, Metazoa, Platyhelminthes, Trematoda, Strigeidida, Schistosomatidae.
AUGAUUAUAAAUUACACAUUGAACAUUGAUAAAUUCUGUUAUCUCAUAGUCUUGACACUUUGUGUCUUUAACAUUAUUCAACCAAUUAUUAGUGAACAAGAUGUGAAUUGGGAUAUAACCUAUUUAUUAAACCGUCGUUAUGAUAUAGCUCGUGCAGAUGAAGAUUUCCCUAUAAAAAUUCAACCACCAUCAGGAGAUUUAUUAUACAGUAUACCAGCAUUACGUUUAUUUCCACAAUCAAAACUACCAAAUGAUACAUUCUUUAUUCAUUUAAUAUUUAAACCAAAUAAAACAGCUAUUCAACAUGGUUUAUAUCUAUUCAGUAUACGUGAUCCAGAUAAUAUUUUACGGCUUGGGUUGAAAAUUGCUGAAUAUACCACAUAUCAAGUCAUUUUCACGUAUAAUCCGCUAUCGUUUGAGGGUAAUGCAAAAGAAGUGGAAUUCUCUAUACCAUGGAAUGAUGAUUAUUGGCAUUUGGGAAUAUUAAUUAAACCGGACAAAAUUGAUUUCUAUACAUCAUGUGAAGAGACACAAAGAGUUGCUUAUCACUUUUAUCCAAUUCAAGGUUUACUUGGAGAACCAUUAUUUCGUAAAGGUGCAACAUUUUAUGCAUUAAAUAGUGGUUUAUCAAAUGCAUCAGAAUAUUUUGAGGGAUUUCUGAAAGCAUUUAGUUUCCAUUCAGACGAAAAUGCUGUUAAAUAUAUGUGUACUAAAGCAGAGAAUUAUGAAGGUAGUGGCGAAGCAGAUCGUUUUAAAUAUGAUCCAGAAUUUGGAAAUGUUUUAAUUACUAGUUCAAUACAAGAUGAUGAAGAGGCUUAUACUACAGAAGACAACACACUACAAGGUAAAGAAAUCAAUGAAAUAUAUACAACAGAAGCAGAAUAUCAUACAACUGUAACAGAAACAACCUUGAAACCAAAAUCUGUAACGAGACCAAACUAUCAACACCGAUAUAUUAUGAAAGAACCGGGUACAGAAGGAUUAAUUGAUAUAGAAGACUUGGAGAACAACGACAUUAUAACGGGAGCGAUAAAAAUAACGAAUGAACUCGCAAUCCUGCCAAAUGGAACCAUAAUUGCAACAAGACCAGAGAAUGUAAAUCAAAAAUAUAUAAUCGGCGAAAAUCUAACCGAAACAGGAGAAAAAUUAGUAUUCAACACAUUCACAGGAAAACAAGAAGAAAAUGCAUAUGUCGACGACGAAGGUAUUAUAUAUCUGGGAGACAACACAAUGCAUGUGUUAAUCAACAAAAACAAAGACAGAUAUAUAAUAGCUCAAAAUCCCCUACACAAAACACAAACAGUCCUCGACAGAUGGGAAGGAAAGAUCGUACCAGGGGCAAAAAUCCAAACAAACGGAUUGAUAGAGCUACCUGAUGGAAAAAUAGUAGCAUCUACAAAAAAAAACGCUACCAAAUAUCUGGUAGUAGCCGAUGACGACGGUGAGACCCUUCGAGUGUACGACCACUUCUCAGGAGAGCAGAUAGAAGAUGCUCAAGUAGACUCCAACGGUCUGAUACUAUUCAGCGAUGGCCGUAUGGCUAUUGAGCCUUCGUCUAAACUCGACAGAUACGUGAUAAUUCAGGAUCCAAACAGUGAUGAGAAAUUAGUUUUCGAUAGACGAACAGGUGGUCACAUCAGGGAGGCUGUGUAUAGUGAAGACGGACUGAUCCACUUCCCAGAUGGCAGGCGUGUUGCACCAGGUUCAAAUGACAACAGUUCACAAUACCUAAUACAUUUCGACUCAGCGAAAAAUGAACACCUGGUGUUCGAUAGGCAUACCGGUGAACUGAUCGAAGGAGCCACUGUGGAUUCUCAGGGUUUGAUAAUCCUACCUGACGGAAAACUGCACCUAGAUCAAGAGAGAGUUAAGCACAGGUACAUCGUCUUUAACGAUACAGCUGAAAAUACAACCGUCUUGGUAGAUACCAAAACUGGUCAAAAGAUUAUUGGAGCAACUAUGUUAGAUAACGGUCUAGCCAAGCUUCCUGAUGGGAAGCUCGUUGCACCCAGCUCAAAUGAAAGUGCAAAUUACAUGGUCGUUGAAGCUACUGAGGACGGACAAGAGCCAAUGAUAUUUGAUCGCAGGUCAGGAGAUCAAGUCAAAGAUGCUUAUCUGGACAAGGAUGGUGUAAUACAUUUACCAGAUGGAAGCCUAGCCAUUACACCCUCGAAGACUGAAGGCCGUUAUCUAGUAGCACAGGACAAGCUGACAGGAGACCCUGUCAUAUUCGACCGUCGUGCUGGCACAGAACUCAUGAAUGCCACCCUCCACCACAAUGGCAUGAUCAAAUUGGAAUCCGGACAACUAGUUGCUCCUUCAUCUCAAGACGGCUCCAAAUACAUGGUAGUCGCCGAUGACGACGGUGAGACCCUUCGAGUGUACGACCACUUCUCAGGAGAGCAGAUAGAAGAUGCUCAAGUAGACUCCAACGGUCUGAUACUAUUCAGCGAUGGCCGUAUGGCUAUUGAGCCUUCGUCUAAACUCGACAGAUACGUGAUAAUUCAGGAUCCAAACAGUGAUGAGAAAUUAGUUUUCGAUAGACGAACAGGUGGUCACAUCAGGGAGGCUGUGUAUAGUGAAGACGGACUGAUCCACUUCCCAGAUGGCAGGCGUGUUGCACCAGGUUCAAAUGACAACAGUUCACAAUACCUAAUACAUUUCGACUCAGCGAAAAAUGAACACCUGGUGUUCGAUAGGCAUACCGGUGAACUGAUCGAAGGAGCCACUGUGGAUGAUCACGGUUUGAUCCAUUUCUCCGAUGGUGAUUUGUUUCUUCCACCGGAUAUUGUUUAUCCGCGAUUUAUUUACAUGCCCACGCAUUCCGACAAUAAAUCCGUUGUUUUGGAUUCUCUGACUGGUGAGUUUCUGGAUGGUUCUUUAUUGGGCGGUUCCUUGUUUCGAUUGUUCACGGGAGAUAUAAUAGGUAUUGGAAAUCGAACAGGUGGUCGUUUCGUUGUAUAUAAUGGUGAAGGAAAUGAUGUGCCUCAAAUUUAUGAUACGCUCUCCGGUCAAUCAGUUCCUGGGGCUUUCCUUCGCUCAGAUGGUUGGAUUGAGUUUCCUGAUGGUUUCCUUUUCCCAGUGUUUUCUUCUAUUGCUGACGGUCAACGGUAUUUUAUUUAUCAUAAUGUAUCAUCAAUGCAAGACUUUGUUUAUGAUGCUGUAUCAGGUGAACCUGUGCUUAAUUCAUUUAUCAAUGAAGACGGCUUAAUUCAUUUAACGAAUGGAACAAUUAUUCAGCCAAUCGCUUAUAAUCAUACAACUUCAACAACUGAAGAAUUCUCUGAACCUGAUUAUUCAUCAACACUACGUGAACGAAAAAAUGCUACAUUAUAUCAAAUUAUUACAAUAAACUCUACUUCUGAAACGAAACCUGAGGAAAUGGAUUUAACUUCUCCAGAUAAAAAUGAACAAGUAGUCAAUGCUAGUUCAUGUGCAUGUAUCGAAGAUUUAUUUCGACGGGGUCUUCUGAGAUUGAAAGGAGAAAAGGGAGAUCGUGGUGAUGUAGGACCUAUGGGACCCCAAGGACCUCCGGGUACCUGCCCUGCAACUUGCGCAUCUGAGGCGCCUUCUGCUUUGCAAGGACCAAAAGGAGAAAAAGGUGAUAAAGGUGAUCCAGGUGUAGUUGAUCUUACUGACGAUAAAUCACUUUCUGUGGUGAAACAAGCCAUCCAAGAUUUUAUAUUACAACCAGAGAUUCAAAAACAAUUUCGUGGACCAAAAGGUGAUCCAGGUGAAUGUUCAUGCUUAAGUGAUGCAGCAGAUAAUAAUACACCAAUGAAAAAAUAUUCAUCAAAUAAUAAACAUGAUUAUAAUAAUAAUGGCAAUGGGAACGGGAAUGGCAAUAAUAAUAUUAAUGCUGAAAUUGCGGGUUAUGGAGCAAUGGUAUUAGAUACUGAAAUGGAUUUGAGUAAAGUAUCCCAUGCUUUUCCUAUUGGUACUAUGGUUUAUAUUAAAGAAGCGGAUACAUUUUAUUUAAAGACAAUUGAACAAACCAAUACAUGGCGUAUAAUAAGUUUGCAUUCGAAAGCAGAUGCAAUUAGUUUACCUAUCCCAAAAUCUACACCAGCUCCUGUAUACGAACCACAAUACUAUCCAGUUUUAAAAGGGAAGAAACUUUAUCUUAUUGCACAAAAUGAACCAUUACGUGGUGAUUUAAAGCUUGGUGAUCGAAUGACUGGUGCACAUGCUGGAUCAAUAUUUGCCUGUCAACGUGCAGCAAAUCUUAAAGGCUUAGGAAGAGCAUUCUAUCCAUUAUUAAGUACAGAUAUGUUCAAUAUGGAUUAUGUUGUACCACCAACGUAUAGAUAUGGUAUUCCACUAGUCAACUUAUAUGGUGAAGUAUUGUUUGAUGAUUUCAUGAGUCUUAUUGAAGGACGAUCGAGGCCUCAAGCAAAAUUAUUAAACUUUGAUGGAGUUGAUAUCACAGACGAUGUUAUAGCACCUUGUUUAUGGAUUGGUCAAAAACCGAUUUAUUUAAAUGGUGAUUACGAGUAUGCAGCACAAUCAAAAUGUCGUAAUUGGCAAUCAACAUAUCCUGGUGAAAAUGGUUUAGCUGUUUCACUACCGAUUGUUGAUAAUGCACCAGGAUUAUUUUCUAAACAAAAUUUCAAGUUAAUGUCUUGUUCAAAAUUCUGUCGAAUGUUGUGCAUACAAAUUACACCAUCAGAUAGUUAG